Messenger RNA from Porites evermanni, 4810 nucleotides. The record is from the annotation of a GenBank genome assembly. Lineage: Eukaryota; Metazoa; Cnidaria; Anthozoa; Scleractinia; Poritidae.
AUGAAUAUAGCGGAAGAUCAAAAACGAUGGGUGGUUAUUGGGAUUGCUUUCAACAAGCUGGUGCCUCAUAUUCGACCAUUUGUAGAACAGUCUUUACAGGCAGGGUACCAGAGCUUGAAGUCCAGCCAUAACAUUCACAGCCAAACUCCACCUGGGAUUCUCAAGAAGCAUCCCAAACAUCUGAAAUAUGAAAACAUCAAUGGUAACAGCAGUCACAAACUCUCCUCUGGAAAGUUUGACUUGUCAAAAUUUGACUAUAAGGUAUCAAGUCAUGUUGACUUUGCCAAACUUUACCUUCAGCCUUUCAUGGCCAAGUUCAAUGCAUUUGAUGGUAAGUGUGAUGGGUCUGCUGUUCUUCUACUACUUGGUGAAGUACCUGUGUUUUCACCUGCAAUACAGUCAUCAGCUAAGACAGUAAGAGAUCAUGUAAGAAAUGAGUGGGCUCACUGUAACUUUACAGACUGGGAUGCAGUGAAGUUUCAGUGCUGUUUUAAGGAGAUGCAGCAACUUGUCCAAUNGGGUCUGCUGUUCUUCUACUGCUUGGUGAAGUACCUGUGUUUUCACCUGCAAUACAGUCAUCAGCUAAGACAGUAAGAGAUCAUGUAAGAAAUGAGUGGGCUCACUGUAACUUUACAGACUGGGAUGCAGUGAAGUUUCAGUGCUGUUUUAAGGAGAUGCAGCAACUUGUCCAAUCCCUGGGCCUGCCCAUAGCAGAUGAAACUAAAAUCCUAUCCGAACUAAGUGACUGGGAGAACAAAGGUAAUUUAAUUUGAUUUUUAAGUAUCUUUUUGUCAAAGUCACAGUUUUGUUGUAAAAACCUAAAUACCCUAGCUCUUUUCCAUUGCUAUUCUCAAAUGAUGAAGGGAGAAGAGUACUUGUCAAAACAAGUACUUUUUCAAAGAAGAAAUUUGUUUUCCGACGGAGCACUUUAAAGUGUUCUUCGUGCGUUCUAGAUCGAAUUGGAAUUUGGAAAUGUCUGUAAUAAACCUCAAUUUACAGGAUAGGAAAGAAAAACUUUUUUACACACAAGGUUCCAUCGCGGAAUGUUAUCAAUUUAUGGAUUUCGGCGUUUUGUCACGUGAUUUAUGCUAUGAAUCACGUGAUAAAACGUCUCGGUAGAUCGCAGGAGCUCGUGAUUUUAAACUCUAGAACGAGUAGCAGCUGUUUUAAGAGUAUAAAGAUAAUUACUACAAGGUCAACCUACCGUAAUUCUGGACUAAAUGAAUCGAAUGAUGAGGUUGAAGACACAAAUGAAGAAACAUUGGAUGAUGAAGCUCAAGAUGAGACAGAAGAGGCGUUUGAAUCGGAUUUAGUAUAGAGCUGAGGAAGGGUGUCCAUUCGUGGAGAGGCCAUGACGCUGUUUCAUAAUGGUUCAGUUGCCAAAUGAGUUAUGGUUCACAAGUCAGAAUUCACCUGUCAUGUUCAAACUAGUUGAAUAUUAGCCCUUUGUUAUAAGCACGUUAUGGAAAGGGUAAAUAUAAAAGUGACACAAAAUGUUCUCCAUAUAAAGUAAAAUGUACAUUUUCGAAAGUACAACGACUUGCGCUUUCUAGAUAAAGUUGUGUAAGAACAAACUGAGACUGCAAACACUUUUAUAUCCCCGCAGAAUGGACGCAUUUUUUUAUAUGCUCUCAAACUGGCAUUGUCGAAGCAGAUUUAAGUGGUCCCUCUGAAUUUUUCUAAAUUUUUAUCAGUAAUCCCCUUUUUUGAGUUUUCAAUUACGAAUGAUCCCUCUUCUGUUCUCCUAAAAACCAGGUGAUCCCCAAAUUCCUCCGAUUCCCCCCCACUCCCCCAAGCGAUAAGUAAUGACUGAUCCCUAAAUACUCAACUGAUUUAUUUUAAGUAACGUUAUUUAAGUCGUUAAAAUGUUCUGUUUACAGGCGUAACGUUCUGUGGAAACUCCCCAGUAGAUCCUUCCCUAUUAAGCUUGGUUCAUAAUGAAGUGUUGCAGCUUUCGUGCAAGUUAGAUCAUUUUUUUUGCCAGUACAAAGAACAGAACGACCUGUUAAAAUCACAGCUCUGCGAGGUGCAGCAAAACCUACAACAGCUGCUACAACUUCCCCACAAAGUUGAACAAGUAGAACACAAGGUGGAAACCUUGGAACAGAAGGUAGAAGAUCUUAGUUGCAGACUAGCGAGACGUCAAGAAAGUGUCAACCCUCCAUCGUUCUUUGGAGCGUUGGACAGAAAUGAGUAUUUUACAGGCCGGAAAAAAGAGUUGGAAUCAUUGGACAAAGCUUUUGAAGAAGUUAAUACUACAGGAGCUGGUACUGGAAGCGGUAAGAGAAAGGCUAAAGUUCAUGGUAUUUGUGGACUCGGAGGCUGUGGGAAGUCGUCUCUUGCUUUCGAAUAUGCUUGGCACAACCUGGAACGUUACUCCGGAGGGGUUUACGUUAUAAAUGGAGAAAGUGACGAACUGUUGCGAGCAUCUUUUCAAGGAAUCCAUGGACAAUUCGUGUUCAAGUCCCAGCCCGACAGGCGUGAAGAAGCGAAACAGUUUGAUCAUCUAAUGACGGAAACUCUUUCUUGGCUUGGCAGUCUGAGGCACAAGUGGCUUUUGCUUGUAGACAACAUGGAUCAAAAGAAACUUAGCUCCUACACACGAAAAAUGUUUUUGGGCCAGUGGAAAAAUAAAACUUUAGGGGACAUUCUUGUCACUUCUCGUAGAAGUCCUCAAGCGUUGUGUGAGGACCUAGAUCUUCGUCCUGAAAACUGUCUUGAGCUGGAGGCUUUUUCUGUCGACGAAUCUAUUGAAUUCCUAAAGAAACGCACCGGAUUAGCAUCCGCUUUUGAAAGUCAAGAGGAAGGAGUGAAAGAACUUGCUCAGGAGCUCGAUGGAUUACCGUUGGCCUUAGAACAAGCUGCUGCUUACGUCAGUGCGUUAAAGUGCUCGGCUCAAUCGUACCUUGAGCAGUAUCGUAAACAAAAGUCGAUUCUUUUGAAUAGGAAAAGCGCCAAACCAUGCUCAGAGGUCUACAGUGAGGCACGCCUGGCAGUACAAACAACAUGGUGUCUGAAUUUCAGCUAUAUAGAAAAUGACGAAACGGAUGAAAGGCUUGGAAAGGCGGCGGCUUUCUUCAUGAAAAUUGCCACAUAUCUGUCCCCAGAUGAGAUACCCAUUGAGAUUUUAAAUGUGGGUGCCCCAGAGAUUGAACAUAAAUACCUGAAGGACCGCUUGAAAAUGCCAAUCGGUGCAGAACAAAUUGUUGAUUUGUUGCUUAGGUUUUCACUUUUCAAACGCAAGUCAGAUGAUAGCUUGAGUAUCCAUCGACUUGUUCAAGAGACUUUGAAAGAGCGUUAUAGUAAUGAAGGCGAAACUGAAAAGGCUUUUUCCUCUGCCGUACGAAUGUUGCACCAUGCAUUUCUCGACUGUAUUGGGGGGACAGACUUCCUUGUCGAUGUGGAUGCGACAGUGGAGUCUCUGAAAGAUAAGACAGGGUGGAGUGGCAAGUAUCUUGUCCAGCCGCGUAGCGCAAACAUUGUAGGGGCCAAUUUGGAGGUCCGACGAUGGAAACCGCUCUCCGCGAACGCUCUUCACCUUAUUCUUCAUCUCUUGGCAAAUUCAUGCUUGAAGCAUGAUUACCUACUCCAUGAGGAAACUGCCAGGAUAUUUUGCGAAGCAGCCUUCUAUUGCUAUUUUUUGGGAAUGAACAGUGAAGGAUACCGCUUACAACAACAAGUGUUCGACAUUUUGUGCGCAGUGAAAAAGUCCAUUUGUUUUUACAAAGGUGAUGAACUAAUGAAAGUAGCGAGAGUCCUAAGGCCCCGUUAUGACCCUGGUCUUCUUGUAUUAAAGUUAACAGCUCCGUCAGAAGAAACGACUGAAAAUGUCUUUGGCAGAACGGGUGUCAAGAUAGGCACCACUCAAAACAGCGAAUUGUUAGAAGGGAUUGAAAUGAUAGAACCAAAGGCGAGAGAAGCUUUCUCCAGGGGCGAUUAUCAAGCCUCGUCUGAUUUGUACACUGAGAUUGUUAACCUACCAGUUGCAGUAAAUCAACCUUGCGUUCGUCCACUUGGAACAAUUUUUUGUAACCGUGGUAUUGCGAAUAUGCAAUUGAAAAACGUUGAGACAGCUUUGGAAGACUUCAAUGCUUCUAUUUACGCAGACACUGAGCUAUAUCGUGGUUACUACUGGAAGACAUACGCACUUUGCAAACUCGUUGAAAGUGGUAGAACUGAGUUCACCAGCAGAGCCCAAGCCGCAGCAGCAGUACUUCAUUACAAAUUUGCAAAUUCCAAAGCAGGUGAUAUUCGAAAACUGCAACAUAAAUUUCAGAAAGUUUCAGGAUUACUUGAUAGAAUCAACUACAAGUUUGUUACCAAUGUUAACCAGCUGAAGGAAUCACAGAGACAGCUCUCUUUAGAACGAAAUUCAAAUGAUUCAUUUACAGUCAUUCUAGCCGAAGGGAGAUUUGAUUUGAAUAAGAUUGUUUUAUCUGACGGGUGUUAUUAUUUUGUCUGUCUUCCUGGAAGUUCCGCGGUGCUUAGUUUCAGCGAAGGUUUGUUUUUGUCAGAUGCGUCUUUUCUAUUUGAAAAUGUUCAUUUCGAGAAUUCUUCGCCCUCAGCAAACCGCGAUCAACGGUUGUCGUUUGAAGCAGCCGGUAGUACUGUAGAGAGAGAAGAGCUACUUUCAGUAACGUUAGGAAGAUCCCGUCUGGCCAGGAAGGAAGUGAGCGCCUCCAGUGAACGCGAACUUAAUGCUCUGGUAGAGGCUAAUGACGUUAAAUCAUUGGUCAUGGAACACUGUUCUCUCAAAUUUUCAAAUCGUGCAGGGGUAUUGGUGAGGGCACAUCACCGUUCGUUUCAGUGA